CCUCGCCAAGUGCCCAUGCUGCCUGUGCCGCCUCUGCCGGCUCCUGAGGGUGAAGGCGCGGGGCUGCGAGGGUGCCGACAGCCGGAGGUGUCCGUGCCACCCCUUGCUGUGGCUGAGCAGGCCUGACGCCGGACAGGGCCAGGCCUCACGGUCCCUUGGCCCAGUGUCCGUCCGUGGGGAGCCCUCAGCAGCCGCUACCAUCAGCCUGCAGGAAAGUUCUGGAAGAGGUGGUGGCCGUCCCCCGGGUGGUUCAUGGGCAGCGGCAGGGGCUCCCCGCAGUGGCCGGGCCCGCCAUGCUGCAGUGCAGGCCGGCCCAGGAGUUUAGCUUCGGCCCCCGGGCCCUGAAGGAUGCCCUGGUGUCCACCGACCCGGCCCUGCAGCGGCUCUACGCGUCUGCAUUCUCCCCGGCCGAGAGGCUCUUCCUGGCCGAGGCCUACAACCCGCAGAGGACGCUCUUCUGCACGCUGCGCAUCCGCACGGCCUUCGACUGGCUGCUCAGCCGCCCCGAGGCCCCGGAGGACUUCCAGACCUUCCACGGCUCCCUGCCGCCCAGGAAGCAGAGCCCGGCUCGCAAACACAUCUACCUGCAGCCCAUAGAUCUGAGCGAGGGCCCGGCGGGCGGCGUGCUGCUGGAUCACCUGCGCAGCUGCACGGAGGCCUUCUUCCCGGGCCUGCAGGUCCGGUGCCUGCCCGCGGUGGCGGCCGCGUCCAUCCGCUGCUCCUCGCGCCCCAGUCAGGACUCGGAGAGGCUGCAGCUCCACACAGACGGCAUCCUGUCCUUCCUGAAGAACAGCAAGCCGGGAGACGCGCUGUGCGUGCUGGGCCUCACGCUGUCCGACCUGUACCCCUGCGAGGCCUGGAGCUUCACCUUUGGCAAGUUCCUUCCAGGGCACGAAGUGGGCAUCUGCAGCUUCGCCCGGUUCUCGGGGGAAUUCCUGCAGGUGGGGCCCAGCGCCCCUGAUCCGGCCCCGGCAGAGGUGGCAGCAGAGGGCCCCGAGACGCCCCUGCAGGACAGAGGCCAGACCCUGUGCUUCAGCGCCCUGGGGAUGGUCCAGUGCUGCAAGGUCGCGUGCCACGAGCUCUGCCGCCUUCUGGGCCUGGGGCACUGCCGCUGGCUGCGCUGCCUCAUGCAGGGGGUGCUCAGCCUGGACGAGGCGCUGCGGCGGCCCCUGGACCUCUGCCCCAUCUGCCUGCGGAAGCUGCAGCACGUCCUGGGCUUCAAGCUCGUGGAGAGGUACAAGAGGCUCUACUCCUGGACUCAGGCGGUGGUGGGGACGCCGCCCGGCCCGGAGGCGGGGGAGCCGUCGUUGUCGGAGGACACCCUGCCCGGCAGCGCUGACUCGGGCCUGUGCUGCGAGAGCGACUCGGAGCCUGGCACCAGCCUGUCGGAGCCCCUGAGCCCCGACACCUGGAGCCGUGCCUUCUCCGCAGGGCCCGAGCUGGAGCCUGAGGACGGCCUGAGCUCCCUGGCCGCCUCGGAGGGUCCGCCGCAGCUCGGAAUGCCGGCGGAGGCCAUCAGGGAGCACGGACGGUGGCUGGCGACGUGCAUCCAGGCCCUGGAGAGGGAAGUGACUGAGGAGGAGCUGGCGCGGGUGGACGGAGCCGUGGACGCCCUUGCCCGGUGGGAGAUGUUCACGGGGCGGCUCCCGGCCACCAGGCAGGACCUGCCCUGCGGCGGAGACGGCCCGGGGCUGCGCAAGGUCUUGGGGGACAAGUUCUCCUCCCUCAGGAGGAAGCUGAGUGCGCGCAAACCGUCCAAGGCGGACGCCUCGCCCUGUCGCUGGAAGGCUGAGGAGCAUUAGCACAGCCAGCGCGUCCUGCCCAGGGCCUGUCUUUCCUUGGGACAGCACCUGCCUGGCCCUGCCCAGCGACCAAGGGUGCUGCGGGCCCACCCGGGGUCCGAAGGAGAGGGCCCCAGGGAAGCCGACGAGGAUGUGUGGUCAGGUGGCUCUCUCAGUCCCUGUGUCCCACCACUUGCCCUGUCCUGACCCCAGCCUCCCACUGUGGCCAGUGGCCCCCGGGUCCCACAGAGGGUUCACAGGCACCCAGAGGGGCUGUCCACAGGCUCAGCCUGGACGUCACCAUGGGUGGCGGGAGGCAGGGGGCUGUCCCCUGAAGACUGGGGCCUGCAAGUCCCUCUGGGGAUUUAUAGCUGGGGCUCAGAGGCCGCCUCUGGCAGAGUGACAGGGUGGGGGGCCCGGGGACCCUGCUGCCGCAAACUCGGGCUCCAAGGCCCAGAGCCGAGGUCUCCACUCAGAGGGGACGUGAGGGGGUCUGUCUCUAUCCACCAUGUCCCCCCUGUACACACACAGAAAGGGUGGCUUUCUGCGGCCCCAAUGGCACUCUGAUCUGCAGGGCCUUCAGGAAGGCGUCCCUGUGACGGUUCCGGAUGGUCACCACCCACCACAGGACAUGCCCAUUGAGGGCUGCUGUUUCUUGACAAAUGCUGAGAAAGGAGACUGCUCUGCAGAUUUGAGGGGCUGCAAGGCCCUCUGACGCCCCGAGACGGCUGCCUGCUGUAGCCUGCAGGUCCGUCCCUGGUCCCGUUUCCUGACAGAGGUGGCCUGCGAUGUCGGCCUCAGGUCAAGGUGGUUCUCUUGGUGUUGGCAACAUCAUGUACCUACGGAUCUUUUUUGUCUGGUUCUUUCAGUUGCUGAGAGAACAGCUGAUGCAGAUGUGAAAACAUCGGCCACAUCUGUGCAAGUGUCUGUGCUUCCCUUUAACUUUGUCAGCCUUGUUCUCGUUAUCGGAAGCUCCUUUGUGUGCAUACACAUCUGAUUGCUGUGUUUUCCUAUGAAUUGGCCCCGUUUUCAUUAUCAAAUGCCCCAGUCUGCCUGCGGCGUACAAGUGACAGCAGAAUUGAGUGGUGAGCGGGAUCACACCAUUUCUCUGGUCUGGAAAGAGGCAGGAACACGGGCAGCUCAUGUAUCUUGUGGGGAGCUUAUACAGUUUUGGGGGCGCUCUAAGAAAAACAGUAUAUGAUACAAAUGGAGAAUUAGGAGGGUCCCACCCAAGCACGGAAGCCUGGAGCUUCCUUGUCAUCUGACUCCGGGCAAGAGCCAGAUCCUGGUCCCAGAGACGAGCACAGGGAGCAGCAUGUAUGGGAGUCAAAGAGCAAAGAUGCGGCUCUCAGGUCUCCUCUUCUCUUUUGUGAGGCUGGAAAGAGGCAGCACGAGGAUACAGAGGUGACUGUGACGGAAAGGGGUAAGACGAAGGGCUGGGCUCUGCAGAAAGUGAGCCAGGGU
Messenger RNA from Equus quagga, 3245 nucleotides. It is a transcript of the gene AMZ1, whose product is annotated as archaelysin family metallopeptidase 1. The transcript is spliced from 7 exons. Gene Ontology annotation, biological process: proteolysis. The record is from RefSeq and is a predicted model, not a curated record. The coding region runs from base 294 to 1802 and encodes 502 amino acids. Lineage: Eukaryota; Metazoa; Chordata; Mammalia; Perissodactyla; Equidae. Gene Ontology annotation, molecular function: metallopeptidase activity.